Messenger RNA from Hibiscus syriacus, 6292 nucleotides. RefSeq names its product GRIP and coiled-coil domain-containing protein 2-like. The record is from RefSeq and is a predicted model, not a curated record. NCBI's taxonomy places the organism in Eukaryota, Viridiplantae, Streptophyta, Magnoliopsida, Malvales, Malvaceae.
AGGGGGGUUGUUAUGUCAUAGAGCUGGGGGAUUAAUUGAUUUGCUGGUGAUGUCGAGGAUCCCUAAGUGGAAGAUUGAGAAGACAAAAAUAAAAGUCGUGUUCCGGUUACAAUUCCAUGCUACACAUAUUCCACAAAGUGGAUGGGAUAAACUGUAUAUAUCCUUCAUUCCUGCCGAUUCUGGGAAAGCAACUGCAAAGACAACCAAAGCAAAUGUGAGAAAUGGAACUUGCAAAUGGGCUGAUCCAAUCUAUGAGACUACAAGGCUUCUUCAAGACAUCAAAACUAAGCAGUUCGAUGAAAAACUCUAUAAGCUUGUUGUGGCAAUGGGUUCCUCACGGUCCAGCCUUCUGGGUGAGGCGACCAUCAACCUUGCUGAUUAUGCUUAUGCAUCAAAGCCUUCUGUUGUUCCACUGCCACUUAUUGGCUGUGAUCCUGGAGCUAUAUUACAUGUCACUGUACAACUUCUAACCUCUAAAACCGGUUUCAGGGAGUUCGAACAGCAACGAGAACUUAGAGAGAUAGGAUUGCAGGUGGGGCCAGAUCAAAAUGGUCCUGAUCAGUCUUCAUCUGGAAAAGUAUCAGUUUCUGAGGAUAUCCUUAACAUUCAUACGGUUAAGGUCAAUCCAAGGGUUAGAUUUAAAGAAAAAUCUAAAGAGCACUCUUUGUGCGAGGAAGAUGUUGGGUUGAAUGAAGACUAUGGAGACUCAGCUGUUGGGUUUGAUGGCUCUUCUAAUACGUCAGAAAGUUUAUGUGCAGAAAAGCAUGAUACGUCCAGUACUCAUGAAAUUGACAGCCUAAAGAGUACGGUCUCUGGUGAUUUGACCGGGCUUGGUCAUAGCCCUCAGCAAGAUAAAGGAGAUCCCUCAAAUCACUGGUUUUUGGCACAGGGGUCUAACAAUUGGGUUCAUGGCUGGAGUUCAGACUAUUCCAGGGAUAAUGACUUAUCUGUUGCUUAUGAAGAAAAUAGCAGACUCCGAGGGUGCUUGGAAGUGGCAGAAUCAUCUAUUCAGGAACUUAAGAUGGAAGUAAGCUUAUUGCAAAAUCAUGUUAGACAAAUUGGUGCUGAAACCGAGAAAUUUUCUCAGCAACUUGUCACUGAGGUUUCUUCAGGUGAAAGGUUGGCAAAAGAGAUUUCUGAUUUAAAAUUAGAGUGUUCGAAGUUGAAAGAUGACCUUGAGCAAAUGACAAUUUCGAAACUGUGCCCUUCUCUAACCAACAAAGAAGCUAUAAAGAAAGGUGAGGACCACUUACUCCAAGAUUUAGAGGUCAUAUUGUCAAAGGGGCUUUUAGUUAUGGAGGAUAAGAUAAGGGAACUCCAAGACAAGGUAUGUUUGAAUUAUCAUGAAAGAGACCAUAGGUUCAUUCAAACAGACUUGGAAGCACUGCUUGACAUUCUGCAAGAUCUCAAACAGGGAACUCAAAAAGAAAUGUUUAUUCUUAGGUCGGUGGCAUCCGAAAGAUGCAACAUGAAUAGUACCAGAGAAAUGAGCCUAACUAAUUCUUUUAUACCAGCAACUAGUUUUGAUGCAGAGCUUUAUCAACCAGAACCAGGCAUGGUUCCAUGCAUUAGUGUGCCUGGUCUUAUGCCUCAUGAACCUGAUUCUAUGGUUGCCACUAAUGCAAUGAAAGGAAAAAUCUUUGAACUUUUGAGAGAGUUGGAUGAAUCAAAAGUUGAGCGGGAAAGCCUUGCAAAGAAAAUGGACCAGAUGGAGUGCUACUAUGAAGCUCUUGUUCAGGAGCUUGAGGAAAACCAAAGGCAGAUGCUGGGAGAAUUGCAGUCUAUCAGAAAUGAGCAUUCUACUUGCUUGUUUAGAGUGCAAUCUGCUAAAGCUGAGGUGGAGACUAUGAACCAAGAUUUGAAUGAGCAAGUCUUGCGAUUUGCUGAAGAAAAACAAGAUUUGGAAUCUCUGAGCAAGGAACUGGAAAGAAGGGCUAUUAUUGCAGAAGCAGCACUGAAAAGAGGACGCCUUAAUUACUCAAUUGCGGUGGGCCAGUUGCAAAAGGACCUUGAGCUGCUUUCUUCGCAGGUUAUGUCUGUGUUUGAGACGAAUGAGAGUCUCAUAAGGCAAGCUUUUGUAGAUUCUUCACAAACAAACUCUCAAGGAUUCUCUGAGGAAUUUCAAACCACCAAGCCCUUACAUUCUAAAAAUCAGUAUGUUGGUGUGAAGAAACAACAGUUGGGUGGAGAUAUCCUUUUAGAAGAUUUGAAAAGAUCCCUCCAUUUGCAGGAAACCCUUUACCAGAAGGUUGAAGAAGAAGUUUGUGAAAUGCAUUGCCAAAAUGUAUACUUGGAUGUGUUUUCAAACACUCUACUAGAAACUCUGCUUGAAGCCAAUGAUGAUAUUAAAACAAAGAAAGACAAAAUAGAUGAGCUUGCAUGGCAAUUGGAACUUUCACUCGAGUCCAAGGAGUUAUUGAUGCAAAGGCUGCAAACAGCUAUGGAUGAUGUUCAUUCCCUUAACGAGUACAAGGCUACUUGCAUUGUCAAGUAUAAUGACAUGGCUCUGCAGAAACAAGCUUUGGAAGAAAAUGUGAAAAAUAUCACCCAAGGAAAUCAUCAUCUCCGUGAGAAGAUAACUGAACUGGAGUGCUGCUUGAUGGAGUACAAAAGUUACAAGAGCGAAUUUAAUGCCUGUGUCAUGGAGAAAACAGAGUUGGCUAAUUUAUUGAAGGAAGGUACUCUGGAAAAUGACAACCUUAGAAACAAUAACUCUUCUUUGCAGGAAGAGUUGAGAAUGAUCAAAGCUGAGUUUGAUGAAUUGGUUCUUGUGAAGGAAAAGCUGCAAAAGACUAUGGACUUUCUGCGAAACAGGGUUCAUAACUUAAUGACAUCCUUUGGCAAGUUUUUUGAACCACCCCUCUCAACUGACUUGGUUUGUCAGGAUAUUGAGUCUGAGGACUUGACAUCUGUCAUUGCCCAGUUAGAAGAGGUCCAGAAUAAUGCAUAUGAAAAUUUUCUUCAUCUCUUGAAAGAAAAGAAAGAUCUGAUGGGUGAAAGAGAUAAGGCUCAAGCGUCUUUAAGUGUGGUAGAAUCAGACAUGGUGCUAACGAAACAGAAGUUCGAAUGUGAUGUACGAGCCAUGGUUGAUAAAAUGGAUCUAUCCAAUGCAGUUGUACAAAAGCUUCAGUUAGAAAUUGAAGCUGUUGCCGAAAAGCUCAAGGUUAGCUCUGAAGUUGAAGAAACCAAUGCACAGCAGCAGAGAGAUCUCUUAUCUGAUCUUGAGCAUUUUGAAACGGAGCUACAGCAGUUUACUUCUAAGAAUAGGGAUAUUGCUGAAGAACUCUUGGUAGAGUCUGUCAAUGAAGAACUUGGAAGCAAUAAGUUGACUGUGGCUGAACUUCUGGAAGAAAACAAAGCAUUGGUGCAAUCUUUACGGGAUAAAUCUGAGGAGGCAUCCAAGCUUGCUUUGGAAAUUAAUGGUUUACAAGACAGUUUGCAUUCUGCACAUGAUGAGCUGCAAUCAGAAAGAAUCGCCAAAGAUAAAUUACAGAGUGUGAUUACAGAUCUUACUUCCCAAAUGAAUGAGAACCACGGUCAGUUGUUGCAAUUUGACCAACAUAAAUCUGAACUGGGCCAUCUUAAGCAUAUGUUGUUGGACCUAGAAUCAGAGAAAUCUAGAGUUUGCAGUCUUUUACAGCAGUCUGAGGAGCGCCUCAUCGAUGCUGUCAAAGAGUCUUCCACUAUUACUUCUCUGGAAACUCAGUUGUCUGAAAUGCAUGAACGUUCAAUAGCUGCAGAUCUUAUCCUCAUUUUCUUAAGAGCUCAGUAUGAAAACUGGACCACUGACCUUGUUCAUCAACUUUUCAGGUCUGAAAGACAACUUGCAGAGCUUCAAAAGAAGCAUCAUAAUUUUGAGAGUAUACUUAAUGGUUGUCUUGCUCGUGAAGCACACUGCAUUGAAGAAAGUAGAAGAUUAUCAAUGACACUUGACUCCCUAAAAUCAGAGUUAGAAGCUUCCAUGGCUGAAAACCAGAUACUUAUCAAUAAAAAUAGCACUGUAAUAGCUGAGCUUCAGGACUGCAAAAGUAAGAUAAAAAAGAUAGAGUUCGCUUACUUUGAGGAUAAUCAUCAGCAUGCACUUGAAGUUGAAAGGCUGAAGCACUUACUUGGCUGCUCACGAGAAGAGAUUGAUAAUCUGAUGGUAUUGAAGGAAGAACUGGAAUUCUCUGUCCUAGUACUUAAAGCUAAAUUGGAUGAACAGAGCACUCAGAUGACCACUCAGAUGAUCUUACUGGAAGGGCGCAAUGAUGAAGUGCUGCUGCUGCAGAAUCAGUGUAAUGAGCUUUCUCAAAGGCUUUCUGAACAAAUUUUGAAGACUGAAGAGUUCAAAAACUUGUCCAUACAUUUGAAGGAGCUCAAAGAUAAGGCUGAUGCAGAAUCCAUCCAGGCGCCGGAGAAGAGAGAAUCAGAAGCACCACCAACUGCUAUGCAAGAGUCCUUAAGAAUUGCAUUUAUCAAAGAACAGUAUGAAACAAGGCUGCAAGAACUAAAGCAUCAGUUGGCUGUCUCCAAAAAGCAUAGCGAGGAAAUGCUAUGGAAAUUACAAGAUGCUGUGGAUGACAUUGAGAAUAGAAAGAAAUCAGAAGCGUCUCACUUAAAGAGAAAUGAAGAACUGGGAGUGAAGAUCUUGGAACUGGAGGCUGAGUUACAAGCAUUGAUUUCGGAGAAGCGUGAAAAAAUGAGGGCUUAUGACCUGAUGAAAACUGAAAUGGAUUGCUCAAUGAUUACCCUUGAAUUCUGCAUGGAAGAAAAACAGAAACUUGAAGCAUAUUUGCAAGAAUGUAAUGAAGAAAAACAGAAACUUGAAGCAUCUUUGCAAGAAUGCAACGCGGAAAAACAGAAACUUGAGGCGUCUUUGCUAGAAUGUAAUGAGGAAAAAUCUAGACUCUCAGUUGAACUUAGAGUAGUGAAAGAAUUGCUUGAGACCUCCAAAUCGACUACGAAUUUUCUAACUGAAAGAAAUGGAAAACUAAAAGAUGCUAGCAUUCCUGGUGAGCUUGUUGUCAAUACUGCUCCAACUCGGGACAUUGAUUUCAUGAAUUUGGACCAAGAUACUUCAGAAAACUCCAGACAAGCAGAAGGCUUAGUUCCUGUUGGUGUAGGCGACCGCACAAAUGCAUCCACAGAUUUGCGACCUGAGCAGGAUCUGGUAGCUAAUGAUACAAAUGAAGUUCAAAGUCUGACACUCGUCAACCAAUGGAACUUGCCGAAGAAAUUAACCUCCCCUUUGAGUUCCACUCCGACUCCACGAAAAGAAUCAGACCAACUUUCACAGCCAACGAUUCAGCUAGGACGGGGGGCAGGGCCAGAGGGCUUCGAGAAGGACCCUAGCAGCAACCCAUUUGAAUUGCAGAGAACCCCACCAAUACCACCUCUGAUCCAAUCUUUGUCCAUCGCACCAUCUAUGUUUUCCUUAAAGAAACCCGAGAGAGGCGGAGACCAAGAGGGGGACGAGCUGGAAAGGAUGAAAAAUGAGAAUCUGAUUCUUUCAAAACAUGCUCAAGAUUUCAACACCAAGUUUCCAUGUUUACAGCAAGAACUAAUGCAGUUAGAUAAGGUGAAUGAGGAACUGGGAAGCAUAUUUCCUUCGUUUAAUGAGUAUUUAGAAACUGGAAAUGCAUUAGAACGGGUACUAGCGUUGGAACUUGAGCUUGCCGAGGCGUUGCAAACAAAGAAGAAAUCAAGCAUUCUUUUUCAGAGCUCUUUCCUGAAACAGCACAAUGAUGAGGAAGCAGUGUUCAAAAGUUUCAGGGACAUCAAUGAACUGAUCAAAGACAUGUUGGAGAUUAAGGGAAAAUACGGAGUGGUAGAGACUGAACUAAAAGAGAUGCAUGAACGAUACUCUCAGCUAAGCCUUCAAUUUGCAGAGGUUGAAGGCGAGAGACAGAAACUCGUGAUGACGCUCAAGAAUAUUCGGCAAUCAAGGAAAGCCCAAAACUUAAUUCGCUCCUCAUCAGCCUCUCCCGGAGACCAUUCGUGAGCCGUAAGAAUAAACAUGGCACCAGAUAUGCUCUUUGCAAUGUCCGCCCCCUUACAGGAUUAGGUUCAUGCCUGUUCAAGUUUUCCAAGCUUAUACACAAUGUUUAAAAGGAAAGCAGCUGUAUUUUAUGUAAAUAAAUUAUAAAUUUCCCGGCUGUCACAGGUUUAGAAUUGUCAUAAGGUAUAGAUAGACUUAAAACCUCGGCCUUUUUCCCCCGGUCAUGGUGAUUUAUUCUUCUAUUAUAAAGUGAAUCAAAUUCUUUUAUUGACGGAAUUAUUUUCAUUUCGUUACUAGAAGCAGUUAUUCUAC